GUCCACCACCACGCUGGGGCUCUCCCAGGCCCUCGGCGCCCACCUCGGGCAGUCGGUGCUCACGUGCAUCCGGCAGCCGUCGCAGGGGCCCACGUUUGGCAUCAAAGGCGGCGCGGCGGGCGGCGGCUACUCGCAGUGCGUGCCCAUGGAGGAGUUCAACCUGCACAUGACGGGCGACAUCCACGCCAUCACCGCGGCGCACAACCUCUUCGCAGCUGCCAUCGACACCCGCUGGUACCACGAGAACACAUCAUCGGCAAAGGGCCUGUGGAAUAGACUAUGCCCAAAGGACAAGAAUGGCAAGAGACACUUCGAGCCGUCCAUGUACGCCAGAUUGGAGAAGUUGGGACUCGGAGCGAAGAAGCACGAUCCAGAUUCAUUGACGGAGGAGGAGAUAGAGAAGUUCUGCGUGCUGGACAUCGACCCGGACACCAUUACGUGGAAGCGCGUCACCGACUGCAACGACAAGUACCUGCGAAAC
This is a messenger RNA of Prorocentrum cordatum, 481 nucleotides long. Lineage: Eukaryota; Dinophyceae; Prorocentrales; Prorocentraceae. The record is from the annotation of a GenBank genome assembly.